Molecule: messenger RNA, 2150 nt
Organism: Desarmillaria tabescens
Lineage: Eukaryota; Fungi; Basidiomycota; Agaricomycetes; Agaricales; Physalacriaceae
Exons: 4
Coding region: 339-1949 (536 amino acids)
Source: RefSeq, a predicted model, not a curated record
UUUCCCUUAGACGCCGUAGAGGUGUACACCACUCACUCUCCCGACGUAUCUAAUGGGAUCGCGGCCUUACAACCCCAGUCUCUAAGCUAACGUCUUUGGUUUAAGCGAACUAAGUUAAUACAUGUAGGAAUGCAUUUAAGAGCUUGAGCGAACGAAGACUUCUAUCAUGCUAUUUAUACACAACCAACACACAACAGCCUGGGAGGAUUUAGGCUGUGACUUGCAAGUUUUGAUGCCUCGAGCAAACAGCUUUUCGUGUGGUACUCCCUUCACCCUCUGAGCUUGGAAAAUAAGAAAUAGUCUUUGCUCCUCAGUGGCGAGAUGUUUCGUCGCGAACCAUGGCCUCCAAGGUCACCAUCUCCGCCUUCACUGAAACGGGCCGAGAGGAAUCGUCGAUCAUCGUUCCAUUGCAACGGGCGUACACUGGUAGAAGGCCUGUGAUAUCAUCCCACCUUGCUGACACUCCCUGCGCUACCCUCGGCAUUCAGGGCCUCUUGGAUCAACUUAAUUCUACACUCGGAACAUCACACACCCUGGACACUCCAUCCCUCUCCUCCCUUCUUGAAGAUUGUAUCGCAAACAACUAUGACUUUGGCAUGGCAUAUGGCCACCUCCGCCAGAUAUGGUACACCCGCGACUGGAGCAUUAUACGAGACACACUGCGCAAAUGGGAAGAGGAAGACUGGGAGAUGCGACGGACAGCGCUCAAUGGUAACCAGAUCGUUCAACCAGAUUUGCCACCUCGACGUGUGUGGGAUCUGUACAGCAAUCGAGUGGUACCAUGGUGGUGCACAGGGAUGCAGAGGCCGCCUCAGCCGAUAUCGCAUGGAUGGAUGGAUGAGAAGGGUCGUGUCGAUGUGCAGACACCCAUCAAUGGAUAUGAAUGGCCUGUUCCCAUCCCAAAAGACACCAACCUGAACCUUAUCCGCAUUGAGAUGCUCCAUGUUCGAGCCCGGGAUAACGAUUGUGUUAGAGUGGAGUACGUGUGGUUGGAUGUUCUCUGUUUGAGACAGGUGGGUGGACCAGGGGAGCAUAUGCGGAUGGAAGAGUGGAAGCUGGAUGUGCCAACCAUCGGGGCAGUGUAUCAUAUGACCGAGGUGGUGAUUUACUUGAAUGGGCUGGGUCGGCCUUUGAGUUUGAAGGAGGGUGACUUGCAGAGUGAUCGGUGUUGGUUUAGACGGGCAUGGACGCUACAAGAGGUUGGCUGGACUAGGCUGAUUGCUGGGAACACACCGGAUGGGCCAAUGCAUACCAAGCCAAUAGAUGAGGAUGGGAAGUAUGAGACUGAGCUACUGACCAGGUUUCAUGAGCAGCUGGAUUUUAUAGAUGACAGCAUGUAUCAUGAUAUGUUCAAGGCACUGGAGAGCAUGCGGAAUCGGGUGUCGACCAACCCGGUGGACAAAGUUAUGGGACUGUCAUUUCGUUUGCAGUCCAACACAAUACCGGCAUACUAUGAAAGCCAGUCUCUCGAGGACGCAUGGACAGCGCUCAUGGAUUCGAUGGGUGCGGAGGUUCGGGGGGGUUUGUUCUUGUUCUAUCCUGAACCGGGCAAUGCAAGCACAAAAUGGAGACCAUCGUGGGACCAGCUUAUGACGAAGCCUCUGCCCGCAUAUCAUGCCUACACAUUCAAAGUUGAUCGCAAUGAGAUGGAUGAAGACUGGUGUGAGGCGGAGUGCAUUGAAAAGGGGUUGGUGCGGGGGUUGGCUGUUGUGGAAGGGGGUGAUCGAUGUGGGGAAUUGAUCGUUGAAGACGCGGAUGGGACACAACACGCAUUCAACAUCACAGCCACCCACAAGUGCCCGAUACCUGACGACACAUACACACUGAUUUGCGCUGAUAGAGGGUGGUCCCAAUAUUGCGUUGUCGGCCGAAGAUUGACAGGGAAAAGCUCCGAGAUCUGCAUAUUACUAAAAAGUGUCGAAAUAUUCUUAUUUGAGUACACAUCGUAGUAGCUCUUCUUGAGUGGUUAUCAUGCUUACAUGAGGGGCAAAGGAUUGUUCUUAUGAAGGGUUCACACAAUUGCUGCCCGUCGAUUUCAAAAACCUGCGCUAUAUUACAAUGUACUAUGUAUCUCUUUAUAUAUUCGUCGAAAAUCAAACAAGAGCAGAACCGGGAAAACCAAAAGACUAGGAAAAGGAAUAAGAUGAAAG